CUUUUUCUUUUCGAAUUCUAAUUUGGGUUUGGGGUUAGUGGGGGCGAAGCCAUAUGGGAUUAUCUCAAAAUUUUCAGAACUAUGAUGUUUUGUUAUCCCCACAGACUUAAAUUAGAGGGACCCAAGUGUUAAAAUGGGAAGAGGAAGAAGAAGACGAUGUUUGGAUGAAUUAGGUUUUUUGUGUUAUGAAGAGCCAUAAUCGUCUGGGGUACCCAGUUUGGUGCCCUAAUUAAUACUAAGAGAAUUUUGAGGGUUUUGGCCCACCAAACACAACCUCAUUGCCUGUACUUUUUCGGUUAAGAGAAUGGCUGCAGCUGCAGAGAGGAAGAGUUGAACGGAGCCAAAUAGGAUAAUAGGAGAGAGAGAGAGAGAGGGUGAGAGAGAGUCAAGGGGUAUCAUCCCAGAACCCCACAAAGGCCAUUAACAGAUCAUGGAACAGUAAGAGAGAGAGAGAGGAGAGAGAAGAAGGUUGAAUACAGCGAAGCAGAUGCAAUGCAAAACCCACCACAAAUAUAUAUCAGUAUAUAGAAAGUGCUGAUACAGCGAAAAAGUAAUGAUUUUCUCGUUACGGGUAUCGUUGUUGAGGAAUCUGAGGAGGUGGUAUUGUGAAAAAGUGGCAGUUAUAGUAAUAGAAAAACAACAAGAGGAAGAAGAUACAGAAGAACAAGUGCACGAGUUUAUGAGAGAAAGAAGAUAUUGUUGGGGUUGAUUGAUAUGAUGAUCAUCAAACCCCCUUUUUAUUGACUUUUUUUGUCAUCUCCAUUUUCUUUCUUUUUCAUUCUCUGUGUUUGGCUUCUGAGAAAAAGGGGUUGCUGGUUUUUUUGUUCUGGGUUUUUCCCCAUUCUCUCUCUGUUGAUUGGUUUUGUUUGGAGUCUUGUGUUUCAUGUCUCAACCAAGGCAAUUUCAGAUGGUGGGGGGAACCAAUGCUGGCCAGUUCAAUGACACCACCUAUACCAAAAUAUUUGUUGGUGGAUUGGCUUGGGAGACUCAGAGAGAUACCAUGAGGCGUUAUUUUGAGCAGUUUGGAGAGAUCCAGGAAGCUGUUGUUAUCACUGAUAAAAAUACAGGGAGAUCCAAGGGUUAUGGUUUUGUUACAUUCAAGGAUCCAGAUGCAGCCAUGAGGGCAUGUCAGAACCCAUCUCCUGUAAUAGAUGGAAGGAGGGCAAACUGCAAUCUUGCAUCACUCGGAGCACACAAGACUCGUCCUCCAACUCCUCAACAUGGUGCAGGAAGGUUUAGGCCAGCACCAGGGUUAGUGGCUCCACCUGCUUAUCAUGGCUCCUCGUCUACAUAUUUUCAUCAACCCACUAGUCAAUAUGCAUUCCCUUACUCAACUUAUGGGUACACCGGAUAUUCACAAGAUUCCAUGUACCCCAUGAACUUUUACAGUGUCUAUGGAGGUCAACAAUUCUCACCUUACUACACCACUGGAGCAACAGGGCCACCAGGGAUUUUUCACAAUUUCUAUCCAUAUUAUGCUCAAUAUGCCCAGAGUAGUCAAGGUAAUGGUUUUGGCGUUCAAUAUCCCCAGGUGAUGCAGUAUCCAUAUUUGCCUCAGCAAUAUAGUUCUGCAGGGAUUCUAUCGCUUCCUCCAGUUGCUGGAGCAGCCACAAGCACAGCUGGUGUGACAGCAACAGCAGGAGCAGCUGGAACAGGGGCUGGUGCUUCUCAAACCGCCGGAACCACUUCUGAACAGAAUUCAUCAACUUAAAUCAAAUUGUGCUGGGGAAUUACAUCUUUUUACAUGGCUAACGAAUGAAAAAGGUGUGGAGAGCAAAUGGAGAAAGGAAAAGGGAAAACAUAUCAAGUAACUAAUUCAAAACAAAAGGAUGCUUGAUCAACUAGAAUAACCAGAGGAGGAAUCCAAGAAUUCAGCAUCAGACUGUUCAUUCAUCGAAAGCGCAUUUGAGAUACAAGGCUCGAUCUACUAACUGUCAUUAAGUCAUUCACCAUUCAUGCUCAAGGGUACUGUCACUGUCGCAAUCUUCAUCAUCAUACAUGUCUUGUUUAGGAACAUAGAGGGUCUUAGCUGUAGUUAGAAUUAGGGUAAGAACCAUAUUCAUUUCUGUAUUCGCAUAAGGUGGAAACUAAAGGUUGGCUUUGGAUCCCACCUUACAUACUGAUUCUCAGAUGAUUAUGCCUAGGAAGGCAGAGCAUCCAAUGACAUCCUCUUGUUUAUAUUAGCAGUAAUCGGUUCGAAAGAUUGAUUUUAUAUCUUUGAACCCCAGAUUGAUUGGUCAAGAAGAAAUGGCAAGCUCGGAUAGCCUGGCCAUUUUAACUUGUAAUUCUUUGUUUGUUCAUGAUUCAUGAUUGACACUUUUCAAGAUCGGACUAAUUGGAGAAAAGUUGUGUCUCUUA
Vitis riparia (riverbank grape) is the source of this 2358-nucleotide messenger RNA. Its product is annotated as RNA-binding protein 24. NCBI's taxonomy places the organism in Eukaryota, Viridiplantae, Streptophyta, Magnoliopsida, Vitales, Vitaceae. Gene Ontology annotation, molecular function: RNA binding. The transcript is spliced from 7 exons. The coding region runs from base 884 to 1711 and encodes 275 amino acids. The record is from RefSeq and is a predicted model, not a curated record.